Molecule: messenger RNA, 1107 nt
Organism: Lasiosphaeria miniovina
Lineage: Eukaryota; Fungi; Ascomycota; Sordariomycetes; Sordariales; Lasiosphaeriaceae
Exons: 1
Coding region: 1-1107 (368 amino acids)
Biological process (GO): hypoxanthine salvage; adenine catabolic process; purine ribonucleoside monophosphate biosynthetic process
Cellular component (GO): nucleus; cytosol
Molecular function (GO): adenine deaminase activity
Source: RefSeq, a predicted model, not a curated record
AUGUGCAAGACGCCGCUUCACGGGCUACUAGAAGCCCUGCCCAAGUGCGAGCACCACCUGCACCUCGAGGGGACGCUCUCGCCCGAGCUGCUCUUCACGCUGGCGGAGCGAAACCAAGUGGCGCUGCCCGCGGACGCGGCAUACGCAUCACCAGCCGCGCUGCGCGCGCGCUACGCCGCGUUCACAUCGCUCGACGACUUUUUAGACUUCUACAACGCGGGCGUCGUCGUGCUGCGCACCGCGGCCGACUUCGAGGAGCUGGCCUACGCGUACCUGAGCCGCGCCGCCCGCACGGCCAACGUGCGCCACGCCGAGGUCUUCUUCGACCCGCAGGCGCACACGGCGCGCGGCGUCGCGGUCGCCACCGUCGUGGCCGGCUUCCACGCCGCCGCCCUCCGCGCCCAAGCCGACCACGUCGUCUCUGCCCUGCUCGUCCCCUGCCUCCUGCGCCACCUGCCCGUCGACGACGCCGCCGCGUGUUUCGACGCCAUGCUCGCCGCCGGCCUCUUCUCCCCUACUGGCACUGGCAACCCGCCCUUACUCGCCGGUUUGGGCCUGUGCUCGACGGAGCUAGCGCGCCCGCCGAGCGCGUGGGCCGGCAUCUUCGCGGCCGCCGCAGCGCAGGGGAUCCGGCGCACGGCGCACGCGGGCGAGGAAGGGCCGGCUGCGUACGUGGCCGGCGCGCUGGAUCACCUCGGCGCGCAGCGCAUCGACCACGGCACGCACGCGGUCGACGAUUCUGAUCUUCUAGCCCGCCUCGCGGCGCAGCGCGUGCUCGUCACCGCGUGCCCGGUCUCCAACGUCGUGCUGCGCGUGUCGCCGUCGCUCAAGGACACCCCGCUGCGCGCGUACCUAGCCGCGGGGGUCAGGUUCAGUGUUAAUAGUGACGACCCGGCGUACUUUGGGGAUAUGUAUCUGCAGGAGGUGUACUGCGCGGUGCAGGAGGCGUUUGCGUUUUCCGUCGAUGAUUGGGCGCUCAUUGCACGGAGUGCUAUUGAGGGGAGUUGGUGUGGUGACGAGCGGAAGAGGAGCAUCGGCAGAGAGCUGGAUAAGGUGCUGGAGGACUGGCACGCGAGGACCGAGGGGACUGUAGCGGCGGCGGCGUGA